GGAGCUUGGGAUAUGAAAGGCAAAAAGUUUUUUAUAGGUAUUCAAAUUAGUGUUUGGGCAAUAGCUUGUUUCGCGCCCCGGAAUGUUCUUCCCGAAGAAGUGCUAAGACUAUUUAUAACACGACUCCGACAGAUGAGUAUCGAUGCUGGCAUGCCAAUAGUUGAUCAACCACGUUUUUGUAAUUAUGCCACAAAUCUUGACCAAGUAGAACCUAUGUUCAAUUAUUUAAAAUCAAAAUUCAUUGGAUUACAACUCAUAGUUAUUAUUUUACCAGGAAAAACUCCAGUAUAUGCUGAAGUCAAAAGAGUUGGAGACAGUGUUCUAGGAAUACCUACACAAUGUGUUGAAGCUAGAACUGUUAAUAAACCAUCUACUCCAAUAUUGUCCAACUUGUGUUUAAAAAUUAAUGUGAAAUUAGGUGGUAUCAACAAUAUUCUUGUACCAAGUAUCCGACCUAAAGUAUUCAAUGAACCUCUAUUAAUAUUGGGUGCAUAUGUGAGUCGCCCAACUAUAGGUGACAUUAGCAAAUUAUCUAUUGCAGCAGUAGUUGGAUCUAUGGAUGCUCAUCCCAUUCGUUAUGCCUCUGCUAUACGUCAUCAACCAAACAGACAAGAAGAAAUUCAAGAGCUAUGUUCUAUGGUCAAAGAACAACUAAUCAUGUUUUACAAGUGUACUGGAGGUUUUAAACCACAUAGAAUAAUAUUAUACCGUGAUGGAGUAUCCAAAGGACAGUUUUCUCGUGUCCUAUUACACGAACUUACAGCCAUUCGAGAGGCAUGUAUGAAGGUAGAAAGUGAUUACAAACCAGGAAUCACUUAUAUUAUUGUUCAAAAACAUCAUCACACUAAACUUUUUUCUGUCGAUAAAAAAGAUCAAUUUGGAAAAUCUGGAAACAUUCCAGCUGGUACAGUAGUUGAUGUUGGAAUAACACAUCCUACAGAAUUCGAUUUUUACCUUUGUAGUCAUCAAGGAAUUCAUGGAACAAGUCGGCCAAGCCACUAUCAUGUUUUAUGGGACGACAACCAUUUCGAGUCGGAUGAAUUGCAAAGCUUAACAUACCAAUUAUGUUAUACUUAUGUCAGAUGUACACGUUCUGUAUCUAUACCGGCUCCUGUCUAUUAUGCUCACUUAGUUGUAUCUAGGUUUAAACGUCAGAUCAUGGAUGAUGAACAUGACAAUGUUGAAGAAUCAUAUACAUCUGGCCGUGAAGAUCAAACAUCAGAUGUAAUGAGACAUGCUAACGCAGUGCAUGCUAACAUAAAAAAAUUUAUGUAUUUUACAUAAUUAAUUUUUUUUCCGGCACGGUGGGAUACCAUAUGUCCCACCUAAAAAUUUACAUUUCCGUCACGGUGGUACGAAAAAUAACCCACCUUUUAUAUUAAUUGUUAUUGAUAGUUCAAAAUUAUUUUUCACCAAUAUGUAUUAUAAAUAGUGUUAUUAGUUUAUUUAAAAUGUUAUUUUCUAAAAUUAAAACAGAAAUUAAUUAAUUUCAUGUUAUUUAUGACUAUUCCCCCGAUUUUUUUUUUCGACAACCAGCCAAUUAUUAUUAUUUGUUCCUACAAUUUUCGUAUUUGAGUUAUUAAUAUAAAUAUUAUUUGUACAUAAUAUGUUAGAGACUAUUGUAUAUUAGCAUUCUGUGCAGACAAAACCAUUUUACCGAUAGCGGUUAGUCAGGAAUAACGUAAAACGUAAUAGUCCAAAUUUUAACCCACCGUGCAGUGAGUAAAUAUUCGUAUUCGUAAUUUUCUUUAUAUUAAUAUUACGUUUAUUUUCAUUCAGCGUGUUCAAUUAUUUAAAAAAUUUUAUUGUAUUUUAUUAUUUGUAUUAAAAUACAAAACAUAUCUACUAUUUUUUUUACAAUAA
Rhopalosiphum padi (bird cherry-oat aphid) is the source of this 1863-nucleotide messenger RNA. Its product is annotated as protein argonaute-2-like. Gene Ontology annotation, molecular function: nucleic acid binding. The record is from RefSeq and is a predicted model, not a curated record. The coding region runs from base 13 to 1284 and encodes 423 amino acids. The transcript has 10 exons. Lineage: Eukaryota; Metazoa; Arthropoda; Insecta; Hemiptera; Aphididae.